CUCAGUUGACCAUCUCCUUUGCUGUGGUCCACUGUCCACUGUUUCCUUUGACACAGAAGGCACAAAAGACGAGGUGUGGUGUGUGUGUUGCUGGACGACGCGUCAGUGUGCGAGGGACAGUGUGUGCACUGUCUUGGGUGAGAUAGUACAUUGUGUGUGUAUGUGUGUUUGCAUCUGUGUGACCCAGUCUCAGACCUCUCCUUGCAGCUGCCAACAUCAGGUAUGAAGACCCGUUUAAUAUUCCUUUGGCUAUUGGCCUCAGCAUUUCCUGUGUCUGUCAAAGGCAAACCUCACGACAAACAUCAAGCUUUAUCCAAGUCCUCACACAUAGCUAAAGAGAAGGACAUUGUUCCAGAUGAGGUCAAUGAGGGGGAGGUCCUGCCGACCUUCAUGACCUUUGAGUCUAGCAGUCAGGAGCAGGAGGACGAGGACAUGAGCUACGAGGACAAUGCUAGUGCUAAUGUGGGUCCCUCCAAUGAGGAAGGGGUGUUUGAGGUGUCCGACAGUGGUGAGAGGAGCACCCCCGUCCUGCUGAGCGAUAAGGCACUGGUGGACCUCCUCCAGGGGGAGUCAGAGGAAGAAGAGGUGGAAGAGGAGGAGGAGGAAGAAGAAGAGGAGGAGGGAAAGAUUGAGUCUGAGGAGACACAGUCUGAAGAGGAGGAGGAGGGAGAAGAAGAGGUGGGAGACUUGGAAAAGGAGGAGGAAGAUGAGGAGGUGGUAGAGGUGGAGGAGGAGGUGGAUGUGGAGGCAGAGAAAGAGGUGGAAAAGGUGAAGGCGAUGGAAGAUGAGGAGUCAGUUGAGGAUGAGGAGAAGAGAGAGAAAGAGGACGAGGAGGAACAUGUGGUCGGGGACAGAGGAGUAGAGGAAGAGGCUCAAGUCGAAGAGACGGACAGCAACACCGAGCCUGAGAUUCCAGAGGAUCUGGACUACGCCAGCGACAGCGACAACCCAGAGCCCCUUGAAACCGAACCUGAGGAAGGGAAACCCCUCGCCGAAGACGCCCAGCUCCUUUCAAAUAAGAAAGAGGAGGCCAAGGUCGAGGAGAAAGAAGAACAAGCUAGCAAGGAAGACAAAAUCCCCACUGCCACUGAUGACUAUGAGUCCCAGCACGACAUACAAGACGCCGAGGCCUCUAAGAGCCAGGAAGUGCAGUACAAGGACGAUUCCCAAGAAAAAGGGACCAAUACAAAAAACGCAGACAGAGACACUGAACACCAAGAGACAAAAAACAGUGUGGAUCUUGACGGGACACAUCUUUCUGUAGAAGAGGGAGAAGAGAAGGAGGAGAAGAACAUAAACAAGAGUGCCAGUCACACCAGAGGCAAAGCCAGGAAGCAGAGGAAGAACCAGAGAGUGAGGAAGCACCCCCCACAGAGGGAUGAGGCCCCACCAGGAGAGGGAGUCCCAGACCACCAGGGGGAUGAGGGCGUGAAGGAGCACUACCGCACCACUGACAGUGCUGUCUACAAGCCCAAGAGGAGAAGAGCAGGGAAAUGGGCUCCUCUGGUGGGAAUGAACCCGGUCCAGAUCAAGGCGACAGUGGACCUCUACCCCAGCGCCAGGCCCUCUUUGGCGGCCAGCCUAUACAGACCCCAAGCCUCUGCUGCCGACCCUUGUGAGAACUUCCGUUGUAAACGUGGAAAGAUCUGUAAACUCAACAAGGAGAAGAAGCCUAUGUGUGUGUGUCAGGAGCCUUCUGCCUGCCCACAGAGUGUCACUGACUAUGAUCAUGUAUGUGGAACUGACAAUGUCACCUACGACACGUCCUGUGAGCUCUUUGCCACUAAGUGCAACCUGGAAGGCACCAAGAGAGGCCAUAGACUUCACCUGGACUACACUGGACCCUGCAAAUUCAUAGCACCGUGUAUGAAUGCCGAACUGGUCCAGUUUCCUCUGCGUAUGCGCGACUGGUUGAAGAACGUCUUGCUGCAUCUCUAUGAACAUGACUCUAUGUCCCCUGGCUUCCUCAUCCCCAAGCAACGCAUUAGAGUGAGAAAGAUCCACGAGAGUGAGAGGCGCCUCCAUGCCGGCGACCACCCCAUCGAGUUGCUGGCCCAGGACUUUGAGAAGAACUACAACAUGUACAUCUAUCCCGUGCACUGGCAGUUUGCUCAGAUGGACCAGCACCCUUCUGACAGGUUCCUGUCCCACUCUGAGCUGGCCCCCCUGAGGGUCCCGUUAGUCCCCAUGGAGCAUUGUACCUCCCGCUUCUUCCAGGAGUGCGACGCAGACAAAGACAAACAGGUGUCCUUUAGGGAGUGGACCCACUGCUUCGGCAUCAAGGAUGAGGACAUGGAUGUCAACCUGCUCUUCUGAGUCCAAUCAGUACCUCAUCCACCAACCAGCUUAAAUAAGCAUUUAACAAGAUAACCUUCAAUCAUGGCAGAACCACAUACCUUAAUUCGAGAGUCACUUGUGUUGAUUUCAACUGUAUGUUUUUGGGAUGUUCUGUAAAGUUAGCCUGGUGGAACCAGCCUGAUCGCUGUGUUCACCAUUCUAUUUAACUUCACAUAUCAGUCUGGCAUUGGUCCUUAUUGAAACUGUUUGAGUCUAUGUCUGUAAUGAGAGGCAUUAUUCAAACCUAACUUGUCAGUGAUGAGAUCACCUUUAACCAAUCAGAGGACGACCUAAUUCAAAGCACAGGAUUUUGGGGGUGAGUUUUCUGAGAGGACGCUGAUUUGACCGGUCAUUUCUUGGUUUGUCCAAAACUCCCAUCUAUUGGAGAAAGCCCAGAUUUAUAUGUGCAGUAAAACAAAAUGGUGAACACAGUAAUCAGGCCGGUUCCACCAUGCUACUGCAAAGUACGAUUGACUAAAAAGUAAAAGUGAGGAUGGACCACUGUCCUUCCAUGUCUUAUGUCAUAGAUGGAAGAGGAGGAUAGUUCAUGUUGUCUUAUUACAGUGUAGCUAUUACAGUGAAAUAAUACCAUGCUAUUGUUUGAGGAGAGUGCAGAGUUAUGAACUUGAAAAUGUAUCAAUAAACCAAUUAGGCACAUGUGGGCAGACUUGAUACAACAUUUUGAAUUGAAAUGCAACGGUUCAUUGGAUCAGUCUAAAACUUUGCAUAUACACUGCUGCCAUCUAGUGGCCAAAAUCAAAAUUGCGCCUGAACUGGAAUAAUACAUUGUGGCCUUUCUCUUGCAUUUCAAAGAUGAUGAAAAAAAUAUGCUUUUUUCUUUGUAUUAUUUACCAGAUCUCAUGUGUUACAUUCUCCUACAUUAAUUUCACAUUUCCCACAAACUUCAAAGUGUUUCCUUUCAAAUGGAAUCAAGAAUAUGCAUAUCCUUGCUUCAGGUCCUGAGCUACAGGCAGUUAAAUUUGGGUAUGUAAUUUUAGGGGAAAAUGUAAAAAAAAAAAAAAGGUCCGAUCAUUAAAUCAGACCAAGGUAGAGCAAAUUUGGAUCUAUAAAUAUGUGGAUGUUCUGUGAUACUGUAUGUAGAUACUGUAUAGCUGAUAGUGGUACUAGUAGAGUAGGUGAUGAGAUUGUAUUUUUUAAACAAUUAACAAUGAUAUCAGUGUUAUGAACACAUUCCAAGAGGGGGAAAGUUUACGAGUGCUUUUUGUAGAUGACAGAAAACAAAACAAAAAUUGACUUCUAUGCAGGUGAAACCGAUCACUUUACUUUUUGGCCAAAAUAUUACAGUAUUUAUUUUAAACAUAUAAAAGCUAUAGUUGUAUGUGGGAGCAUUUUUUUGUAUGGAAACCAUUUAUAAUUGACUCUCAAAAUAAAUUGAGCUUGAAUAGAGUAUUUAUUUCUAUUAUGUCAAAAGGAAAAAUGUAAAUGGCAGUAAAUGUAGUAGAACAUGUGAUGUUGACAGAAUUACUAAGAGUUGAAUGCUGUAACUGUUUUUUAUGUCUUGCCUGAUAUAGCUACUUCACUAACCAUUCUAAUAAACGUAAUU
Salmo salar (Atlantic salmon) is the source of this 3901-nucleotide messenger RNA. NCBI's taxonomy places the organism in Eukaryota, Metazoa, Chordata, Actinopteri, Salmoniformes, Salmonidae. The record is from RefSeq and is a predicted model, not a curated record.